Molecule: messenger RNA, 631 nt
Organism: Racocetra persica
Lineage: Eukaryota; Fungi; Glomeromycota; Glomeromycetes; Diversisporales; Gigasporaceae
Source: the annotation of a GenBank genome assembly
UUAUUCCAUAAUAAGAAAUCAUCAGAUCAACCAUUUUUGUCCGGUGAUGCAAAAAUACAACUCGUAGAUAAGGUUUCCAACUUUUUAAGAAUGUUACUACCUGUGUCUCGAAUAGUAACGCGAGGUUCCGUUUGUCGAGGAGGCUCUUUGCUUCGUAGAUUUUCCUCUGCGUCUACUUCAGAUUCAGUCAACUAUACACUCCCCGAGACCUCUUUUAAAACUUAUGACUGUGAGCCACCUCCACUCGAAAUUGAAGUAAAAAAAAAUGAGGCGCUUGAAAUGUAUAAAAGUAUGGUUUUAAUGCGUAGAAUGGAAACUACUGCUGAUAAUUUAUACAAGAUGAAGUUGAUUAGAGGCUUUUGUCAUUUGUGUACUGGUCAAGAAGCUGUGUCAGUGGGUAUGGAGGCUGCUAUUACGCGCGAUGAUGCGAUCAUAACUGCUUACCGUUGUCAUGGUUAUACUUUGAUGCGUGGUGCAACUGUUCAUCAAGUUCUUGCUGAACUUAUGGGCCGUUCUACUGGUAUUUCCAAAGGAAAAGGUGGUUCUAUGCACAUGUUUGCAAAAAAUUUUUAUGGUGGUAAUGGUAUUGUUCCAGUCGGUGCUGGUAUAGCUUUUACUCAAAAGUAUUUAG